Chroicocephalus ridibundus (black-headed gull) is the source of this 1384-nucleotide messenger RNA. It is a transcript of the gene PPIH, whose product is annotated as peptidylprolyl isomerase H. Gene Ontology annotation, biological process: protein folding; protein peptidyl-prolyl isomerization. The transcript has 10 exons. Bases 30 to 563 code for a protein of 177 amino acids. Lineage: Eukaryota; Metazoa; Chordata; Aves; Charadriiformes; Laridae. The record is from RefSeq and is a predicted model, not a curated record. Gene Ontology annotation, cellular component: intracellular membrane-bounded organelle. Gene Ontology annotation, molecular function: peptidyl-prolyl cis-trans isomerase activity.
UACUUCCGCUUCCGGCAGAGGCGGCUGCAAUGGCGGUGCUGGCGGCCAACCCCAACAACCCCGUGGUCUUCUUCGAUGUCACCAUUGGGGGACAGGAGGUCGGCCGCAUGAAGAUCGAGCUGUUUGCCGAUGUUGUACCCAAAACGGCGGAGAACUUCAGGCAGUUUUGUACGGGCGAAUUCAGGAAAGAUGGUGUCCCUAUAGGUUAUAAAGGAAGCACUUUCCACAGGGUAAUAAAGGAUUUCAUGAUCCAAGGAGGUGACUUUGUAAACGGAGACGGCACUGGAGUAGCCAGUAUAUAUAGGGGUCCUUUUGCGGAUGAAAACUUCAAGCUGAAACACUCUGCUCCUGGGCUGCUCUCUAUGGCAAACAGCGGUCCGAGUACCAACGGCUGCCAGUUUUUCAUUACGUGCUCCAAAUGUGACUGGUUGGAUGGAAAACACGUUGUGUUUGGUAAAAUUGUCGAUGGGCUGUUGGUCAUGAGAAAAAUUGAAAAUGUGCCUACGGGUCCGAAUAACAAACCCAAGCUGCCAGUUGUGAUCUCUCAGUGUGGGGAAAUGUAAAGCAAUGAAAGAAACGCGCAGGCGGGCAGGCACUGACAAAAAGCAAAUCCCUCCAGUUGGUGACCUUCCAUUAAACGAUAUCCAAAGACAUCUGGAAUUGCCCACGAAGACGCGUCCCCGCUUCCGUAAUAAAGUCUUUCAGAUCUGCAGCGCUUCAGGCUCUUGGGAGCUCCUCCUAUUUGAUGAAGUGACAAGAGGGAAUGUGAUGGUUCUCUCAUUUCCCUGGUACUUCUGGUGGCAUUUCUGGGCUUUUGAAGGUAGAGACAACCUUGUUACCAGGCUUUCUUGCAGGAGGGCAGAGCCGCGCUGAUGGGUCAGGUCCCCUUUAGGGUUGUCCUCAGGCCCAGACUUGCCGAUCGUUUCUUUUUUGGAGCAGAUGAUCUCUGGCCAAUAUCCAACUGGAGACUGGAAGCUUUUCAUUUCUAGGUACGAGGCUGGUGCCACCUUGUUUAUUUCCCAGCCAAGGUCUUAGGAACUGCCUUUCUGCACCCUGCUGCCUCUCAGCUGCCUGUAGACAAGAACGGCAUUUGUCUCGCCCGACUUCAGACAGCUAAAUCCGUUACUUGUCCAGAUCCUUUAACAUCAGCCAGGAGAAAUGGGCGCUGUUGGGUUUAAGCCCAGAGGUAGGGGCAGAUGCCAGGCGUGGAGACCCAGCAGGACUCCCGAGUUCUCUAGUUCAGGCUUGGCCUGAGGUAGCGCGUGCAGCAAGUAGCGCUCACUUGAAAAUCGCUGUAGCAGCACCCAGUGUCACUGCACAGUCCUGCUUGGUGUAGGGUGAGUCGGGAAUGGCUGUCCGGCAUCGCGGACCUCUUUCUUCUUCC